UGGUAUUAUGAAAAAAUAUAACUUUUUAUAUUUUGUAGCUAUUAUGCAUUUUAAAACUGUAUAAUAAAUAAAAAAACAAAGAAAGAGAAAGCGUGACAACACCAGCGCGCUUUCUUUGGGUGUCAAAUUUCACCACCACCGAAAGCAAACAAACACACGAAGAUAUAGAAACCAAUACAGCGAACAUUCGAGCUCAAAGUGUACCUUCAGUCAUUUCAUAACAUAUAUGAACGAGAUCAGUUUGCAGUAUUUGCUUAGGAAAACGGAAUUAUAACGCUUAGUACAACACUUUAGAAUGUGGUUGAGUCGAGCCGUCAGUCGGUGUGGAAAUCAUGGUUAAUUUACGAUGUAAAACACGACUUCUGGAAAGGUUUAUUAUUACUGGAAGUACAGUAGUUGUUAUAGUUACUGUGGUGUUGCUGGUGAAGGCAGGUUCUACUUGGAAUCCAAGUUUGCAAGCAGUUCAAGGAAAUAUACAUGCGAAGCCGCGACGCCUGUCAAACGAAGUGGAUAACAACAAGCCAUCUAAAAGGGGUGAAGAAGUGUUCCAUCAUUUGCGCCCGCGAUCAAUCACCCUGCCAGAUCCCGUGCCGAUGUCGCAUCACGUGACUUCAAACCAUCACUACACAUGCCUCGAUCACGGAACUCGCUACAAGACGUUUGAGCAGUGUCUCUGCCGCGAGGGCUGGUACGGAGACUCCUGUGACAUCCCUGAUUCUUUAUACGGCUCGAUAGACCUCAUGAAGAUUCGAAGAAAGACAAGGUUAUAUCUACGCGCAAAUACCGCGAGAAACGUCGUGUACGCUGCACCGUUUAACCACGAGUUUGACAUGCUUGAAGCCCUGAUGUACGAGCUUCGUGAUCUCGUGGAGGUUUUUAUUUUAGUUGAGUCUUUGUACACUGCGUUUGGUUCUCGGAAACCAUUGCGUUUGUUACCCAGACUGCACCGGGGCUAUCUACGAGAAUUCCACUCGAAAAUCUUGUACCUUAGCAUUGAUCAUUUUCCAAACCGUGGUCGUAAAAACGGAUGGAUUUCUGACGCAUACCUUCGCUCGUACUUAGGUAAACACGGAGUAGCGAAUAUCCGUAACCUUCGAAACGAUGACGUCAUUAUCGUUUGUGAUCUCGACGAGAUUCCGUCACGUGACUCGAUUGCGUUUUUGAAAUUUCACGAUGGGUUUCCGGAACCGUUUGGCUUUCGACUUCGGUGGUCGGCCUUCGGGUUUUUCUGGAAGAAUUCGCGCUAUACACAAAUUCCGGCCGGUUGCACGAUCGGUCUUCUUAGAACGGUCUACAAUUACGAUACGAAUCUUGUUCGGAAUAUAGAAGAUGGGUUGAACGAGUCGAGGAGUGAUUUCCAAGUCUAUAAGCGCGCGCAUCUGAUUCAUACGUGGUUUAUAGGCGUGGAUAAUCAUUACGCAGGCUGGCAUUGCUCAGGCUGUUUUGAUCUACAAGGGAUAAGAAUAAAAUUCCAGUCCGCACAGAAUGGCGACUUUCCUCGCUGGGGCGCUAUGCAUGAGAAAAUGGACUAUGAAUAUAUCAAGGGUCUCGUUAGAAACGGAGUUUGGUUCGACGGUUCGCCCAUCUCUGAUCUUCCCAUUGCGGAUCCGGAAACAGAUCGGUUUUACGCGCCGAGAUACUUACUUCAGAAUUUCGAAAGGUACAAGGAUAUUCUAGUAAACCCUUAUAGAAAUAAGACAACAAAUCUCUCACCCUAUGGAAAAAUAAAACAUAAUCAGUGGUUAUGAGGAAGAAUUUAUCCUGACAUUUUUAAUUAUUUUGAGUUCAUUUAGGUGCGGUCAGCCGAAGGAGUUCUUUCCAAAUUCUACUCCAUACAAUAUCAAAGAAAUAUUUAUAACACGA
Molecule: messenger RNA, 1863 nt
Organism: Nematostella vectensis (starlet sea anemone)
Lineage: Eukaryota; Metazoa; Cnidaria; Anthozoa; Actiniaria; Edwardsiidae
Product: beta-1,4-mannosyl-glycoprotein 4-beta-N-acetylglucosaminyltransferase
Exons: 2
Coding region: 333-1748 (471 amino acids)
Biological process (GO): N-acetylglucosamine metabolic process; protein N-linked glycosylation
Cellular component (GO): membrane
Molecular function (GO): beta-1,4-mannosylglycoprotein 4-beta-N-acetylglucosaminyltransferase activity
Source: RefSeq, a predicted model, not a curated record